This is a messenger RNA of Drosophila nasuta, 641 nucleotides long. RefSeq lists its product as uncharacterized. The transcript has 2 exons. Lineage: Eukaryota; Metazoa; Arthropoda; Insecta; Diptera; Drosophilidae. The coding region runs from base 29 to 592 and encodes 187 amino acids. The record is from RefSeq and is a predicted model, not a curated record.
GCUAGUACGAUUUAAAUAUUUUUUGAAGAUGCGCAUUGUUUAUACAGCGAUUCUCGCUUUCCUGAUGUGUGUUCUGAGCAUCGGAAAUUCUGCUCUAGCCUCCAGUCUCGAACAUGAUUUGAGAGAAGCUGCUGUCGAGACUCAAAUCCUCAUCAACAAGGCCGACGUACAAUCUCUCAUUAAAUUAAUUGAAGUAAUUGAGGUGAAUAAAAUUUUACCUGAAGAGGAUCUUCCAAAGUGGCAUGCAUAUGCUGUUCAGUUGAAAUCUUGGAAUGUUACCAUCGAUAAAGAUUAUACUAAGCCCCAACGCAGUCUUAUGCCAGAGCCAGGACCAGAAGAGUAUAGAAAAUUAGAUGAAUAUUCGAAUGGUGCCUACUCCAAAAUUGUAUCCGAUCUACGUAAACUCACCGCUCAAUAUUAUACGGCUUUCCAGAUUAAAGCAUCUAAUAUUAUAAAUGCAGCAAAAGAAUCCGGAUAUUCCAAUAGCAACGUGGACAACAUAUUUGCCAAAUUGUCUACGUCAGAAGGCGAUCAACAACAAUCCUAUUUCGAUAUUUUACUAUUUUCUCUAACUAGGGGUGAAACAAAAUGAAAAAUUUUAAAAUAAAAUGAUUGAUAUUAAUUGAUCGCACCAUUAGCCA